Dermacentor silvarum is the source of this 402-nucleotide messenger RNA. RefSeq names its product octapeptide-repeat protein T2-like. The transcript has a single exon. The coding region runs from base 1 to 402 and encodes 133 amino acids. NCBI's taxonomy places the organism in Eukaryota, Metazoa, Arthropoda, Arachnida, Ixodida, Ixodidae. The record is from RefSeq and is a predicted model, not a curated record.
AUGUCACCGGGUACCAAGGCCAGAGAAGCGGAACGGAAGCGCAACAGCGAGUGGCCGCGUCACCGGACACCAAGGCCAGGGAAGCGGAAAGAAAGCGGCAGCAGCGAAUGGCCGCGUCACCAGGCAAAGGCCAGGGAAGCAGAAAGAAGCGGCAGCAGCGAGUGGCUCGUCACGGGCACCAAGGCCAGGGAAGCGGAGCGUAGACGGCAGCAGCGAUUGGCCGCGUCACCGGGCACCAAGGCCAGGGAAGCGGAGCGUAGACGGCAGCAGCGAGUGGCCGCGUCACCGGGCACCAAGGCCAGGGAAAUGGUACGAAAGCGGCGCAGUGGCUGCCGUCGCAACUGGGUCCUAGCAACGACUACAGCAACACACCAUAACUGGCUGCUGCAACGAGACGUCUGA